AUGCAGGCAUUUGUCCCGAAGACCAGAAGGCCCCGGUUUGAGCUUGUUUUAAGGAUCAUUGACAUCAACAAUGUUCCUUUAGGAAAUGGCACCGUGUGGGUAAAAUGGCGCCUUCCAUCAUCAUGUGGUGCGUCGGAAAGCCAGGGUCACACUGAAAAGGCACCUCUUGCGGAUCACCGCGCAUCUUGGAAUUACGAGAAGACCUCUCUGGUGAGGAUCACCAUCGACAGAAAUUCAAUGCUACAAGAGUGCGAUAUCAACUUUGAAGUCAUUCAAGAGUUUCACUCUUCACCUGCCAAUGACAAGAACAUACUCGGCAAAAUCAAGCUCAACCUUUCAGAAUAUGUGGACAAGGUUGACGAGGAGGAAGGCGUGGUUAGGAGAUACCUAAUGUUUGACAGUAAAGUCAACAGCACAGUCAAGAUUGGCAUCGCUAUGCACCAAAUCGAGGGAGAUCGCAAUUUCACCACACCACCUCUGAAAUCGGCCACAGUAUUUGGAGGCAUUGCAAGGGUAGUGCAUACCGCAGAGCCCGGAGAUGCAGACGAACCCGGCAACCUAGCAUCAAUCAGCACCAAAACCAGUGAAAUGGCAGACAUGCAAGACAUGUACCGGCGUACCCUGGCAGCCUCUUGGACGUCCCGAGCUUGCGACUUGCCAGCUGAUAAGCUGAUCGAGGAGCUGUUUACCGGAAGUUCAUCUUGGAACAAUGAUGCCCAUAACGCAGACGAGCCAAGGGACAGCCAUCCAAGCGCCUUUCUCAGCGUAGAAGCAGCUGAACGCCAAAAUCGCUCAGGGAAGAGUCUUUCCCCCAGUUUCGAACGACGACCUAAGAGUUCUAUCAGCGUUCACUCACAUAGUAGUGGGAAGACUCCUGACUCUCUUACUAGUCUUGGGGCUUCACAAAAAAGCAGGGAUCUGGAGCAUCAUUUAUAUGAUGGGAAAGGCCGAAGCUGGAAGAGCAGGAAUGCCGAGCACGAACGCUCUGAAUUCGAUGUCCGAGAGGAUCUACGCAGCUGGGAACUACCAUCUAAAGAAUAG
This is a messenger RNA of Penicillium longicatenatum, 1041 nucleotides long. Its product is annotated as N-terminal C2 domain-containing protein. The transcript is spliced from 5 exons. The record is from RefSeq and is a predicted model, not a curated record. Bases 1 to 1041 code for a protein of 346 amino acids. NCBI's taxonomy places the organism in Eukaryota, Fungi, Ascomycota, Eurotiomycetes, Eurotiales, Aspergillaceae.